Histoplasma capsulatum G186AR is the source of this 993-nucleotide messenger RNA. RefSeq names its product Mis12 domain-containing protein. The transcript is spliced from 3 exons. The coding region runs from base 1 to 993 and encodes 330 amino acids. Gene Ontology annotation, cellular component: chromosome, centromeric region; nucleus. Gene Ontology annotation, biological process: mitotic sister chromatid segregation; mitotic cell cycle; kinetochore assembly. The record is from RefSeq and is a predicted model, not a curated record. Lineage: Eukaryota; Fungi; Ascomycota; Eurotiomycetes; Onygenales; Ajellomycetaceae.
AUGAAUGACACCACAACUACCCUCCUCACAGAACAUUUCAGCUACACCCCACUCUCUCUGAUAGACGACGUAAUAAACUCCAUAAACAACCUGAUCUACCAAGCCAUCUCCAGUCUCGAAGAUGGCCUCUUGAACGCCCCGCCAGAGCGAUUAGGAUUCUCUCAUGCUGCCGACUCCAUCCCGGACACGGACGAUGAUGGAAACAUCCAGUAUCCGGAAGCGAGGCUGGAAAUAGAGAAUGGGCUACAUCAAUUGGAGACGCUGCUGGAGGCGACGGUCGAUAAGGCCUUCGAUAAGUUCGAAAUUUACGUUUUAAGGAAUAUCCUGACAGUACCAGAGGAUCUGCUCGGAUGGGUGCGGUUGACGCAUUACGAGAAACUCUCCCUCGGGCCCAGCGGCCCCAACGCUCCAACUCUAGAAUCAAUAACCCUCCAACGUCAAAAAUUGCGCGAAACCCGAAAACUCCAGCGCGCACUCAGGCAAGAAGCCGACCGCAAUGACGCAAUAAUCGCCCAGCUACGCUCAAUCCUCCUUAGAGAUACCCAUGCGCCGGCCUCCCCCGACCGGAAAGGAGCAGCAACACCAGCCAUACCCUCUCAACCCGUAACCGCAGACGCCCCCGACCUUUCCUUCCUCUUCGCCGACACAACCGCCCGCCGCCUCCGCAUCGGCGACACCGCAGACCCCUCCCACAAACCCAUAACAACAAACACGACGUUUAUACUUUCCCAACUCCCCGCUCUCCGUGCAAUGCUAACCCAGCUACGGUCAAAGUUGUCAACCUUGCCCCGAUCGGCAGGGGAGAUAGAGCUAGAUUCGAAACGCGAGGAGAGAAGGGACUAUAUUGAGAGUCGGACGCGGAUGCAUCUGAUGAGGAAUGGGGAGCUGGGCGGAGCGGAGGAUGGGCACGGGGCCGUGGUGGCGGGGCGGAGGGUUGAGGCGGAGGAGGUUCGGGCGUUGGAAGGUGUGGUGGAGAUGUUGGGCAGUGAUUGA